AUGCAGAGUCAGCAAACAAGUGGGGGUUCGACGGCGGCUGAAGCCGCGAGACCACCCGACAUCGAUCGCGCGCACGGUGAAACGCGUCAACCACCACGAAGCGCGGACGUGCCGCGGCGCCCGGAAGAUAGACGGGGCAUACGAGCUGAGUCAAGAAAGGGGGAAAAGCAGUUCAGCGUCAUGUACAAUAGUGUAUCAAUCCACGUCCGCGUUGAGAAUACAAACGCAGUUCCCGUCGCACCAGUUGAGCUCCGCCGUCGGGACAUGGUCCACACAGAGCAGAUACGACAUCUCUCCCGCCCGCUUUGCCUACCGGUACACAACCUUCCCGCCGUGCCCGCCGCGCUGCCCGCGCGUAUCCCCGACGAGCUGCGCAAAGAGCGCCUCGUGGUGCCACUGCGCGAAGCAGAACUCGAACGACCGCCGCCGGUCGCCUACGAACAUCUGCUACGGCUUCCUGUCGCCGUCCGGGACUACGAUCUGGACAACGAACGGCUUUACGCCCUACACGUUUCGAGGGACCUGCCCGUCGUAUACACUUGUGGGGGAAGCGCUCGCCGGCCAGCCCGCGCAGGCCCGCAGUCUUGUCCGCAUGAUCAGCCGGCAGGCCAAUGGGCUCGGGCCGCGUCCAGAUCCAGUCCUCACGCGCACGGAGGACGACCCAAUGACCCUUGGACGGGCGCGGGACGCAGCCGGGACGGUGCAUCUUCCAGUGCGUGUACUGGCACUCCGCGCGGCGGAGGGAGGGAGGGGGGGGGGGCUAGGGAUGAGAACCAGGGAGGCGAGGCGGGGGCGGAUGCUCACUGGUGCUGCAGUACGCCACCGCGCGACACCGCGCGCACUCCUUCACCUCUCCGCUUCCACACACGACGCACACCCAGCGCGCGUGCAGCUCCGAGGUGGUAUCGUCCAGGAGAGGCGGGAGGCGAUGGAUUUACUGCGCGUAUCUGA
Epithele typhae is the source of this 951-nucleotide messenger RNA. RefSeq lists its product as uncharacterized. The transcript has a single exon. NCBI's taxonomy places the organism in Eukaryota, Fungi, Basidiomycota, Agaricomycetes, Polyporales, Epitheliaceae. The record is from RefSeq and is a predicted model, not a curated record. Bases 1 to 951 code for a protein of 316 amino acids.